CUGCCCCUUCUAUGUCCUACACUUAUCCACUGCCGGACCUGGCCCAGUACGACGUUUCUGAGAAGACCGGCUUCCUGCCGGAGGAGCUACCGCUGGAGUCGUUGGGUCCCUACUACGAGCCGUGGGAACGACUUGUGCGGGCCUUGCCGGGCCUGCUGUUGACAAAGCGCAUUCGCGCUGUUGUGGACGCCCUGCCGCUGCUGUCGACGGUGCAGCUACACACUGAGGCCGAGUUCCGGAGAGCGCACUCGGUGCUGGGCUUUCUUGCCCAUGCAUACAUCUGGGGAGUGGCCGAGCCGACAAACCGUCUUCCUGAACAACUGGCCAAGCCGUGGAUCGCUGUUUCCGAGCAUCUGCGUCUGCCGCCCAUUGCCACCUACGCAGACCUGUGUUUGUGGAACUUCCGCUAUCUUCUGCCCGAAUCCGACGCCGAUUUCCUCGACAACAUACAGACUAUCUCCACGUUUACCGGGUCCUUUGACGAGAGCUGGUUUUAUUUGGUGAGUGUGUAUUUCGAGUACAAGGGCGCCUCCUGUUUGACGACAGGGCUGGAAGCGAUCAAACACGCCAGAGAAGGCUCGGCAGACCGCGUCGUGCAGUGUCUGCAGCGGCUCGCUGAACAAAUCGACUAUCUGGGCUCUGUGCUGAUGCGUAUGGAAGAAAUGUGCGAUCCACACGUAUUCUACUUCCGUCUGCGUCCGUAUCUGGCGGGCUGGAAAAACAUGAAGGAUGCCGGACUCGAAAACGGCGUCUACUACGGCAACGAGGCCGUUCCGCGCGAGUACAGCGGCGGCUCGAACGCGCAAUCAUCGCUCAUUCAGGCGCUCGACCUGCUGCUGAACGUUGAGCACCGGUCGACGGGCGAGCAGGCUCCUUCUGCAGGCGAAAAUGCAUUCAUGGCAGACAUGAGACGAUACAUGCCGGGCAAGCACGCCGACUUCUUGGCCCAUCUGGGCAAGAUCAACAUUUUGAGUGACUACGUGGCCAAGCACGCCCACGAGAACUCUGAGCUUGUUCUGUCAUACGAUGCGUGCGUCGCAAUGCUCAAAUGUUUCAGAGACAAGCAUAUCCAGAUCGUGACCCGCUACAUCGUGAUCCAGUCGCAAAAAGCGCGCAGCAUGGGCUCCCAGACCACCAGUACGCUGCGUGCCGGCCUUGCAAAGGCCAAGACGCCCAAAAAGGACAUUCGCGGAACCGGAGGCACCGCCCUGCUACCGUUCCUCAAGCAGUGCAGAGACGAGACCGGCAACGCUGCUGCCGGCAGCUGGGGAAGAAGAAUACUCAGCUACAAGGAAAAACCGGCGCCAUCUUCGUCUUCCGAAACCGUCGGCCUGGCCGGCCAAUGGACCAAGGGCGCCGGCGACGGCUCUGUCCAUUGGUAACUCUGCCUUAGCAAAAUCUAUAUCCAUCAUUCAAACUUUAUGUAGCCCAGACGGUCGUAUAUUCCGCGGUUGCGGAUGUACCCGUCCAGUUUCUUGUAAUUUUCCGACAACUGUCUGCCCAACGCCAGUCUAUCUGCCAUGAGAUGGUGGUCUCUGUCUUUGUCGGUGCACUCGAUCCACUCGAGGGUUUUAUGUAUAAACUGUUCCACCAGCUUGUGUCUUUCGUGCUCUAGCUUCUCUUUCUCUUCUGCGUCCGUGUGCAGCUUGCCAUUGGCCUCUUUCGUGGGCUCCAAAUACUUCCACUCGUAGUCAUCGUCGCCUCCCAAAUCCUUUGGAACGUGCGCCUUGUCGAUAACCGCAAGCAAGUCCUCCGUUUUUUUCGUGAAUUGGAUUUUUGACGCAACCACCGGGUCCAACCAGUUCUUGACAAUGUUCCAGAUGCCUCCAAAAAUCCACGGAGCACUGUGGAUGAACAGCACGCCUAACGACUCUGGAUAAUGUGCCUCGAAAGCCUUGAUAAUGAACUUGACUGAGGUGUAGUCCAUGUUGCUCAUGCUGAACCCGGUCAGGUCAAAGAUCAGCGAGCACGAGUCGAUGGGCUCGUUUAUCAGCAGCCGCGCGUACUCAAUCACCAAAAUCGUGAACAGCUCGAUCUCCUCCUCGGUCUGGUCGCUCGGGAAGUGGUAGCGGGGCCGAAUGAUCACAAUCGGCCGGCCAGAUUUGUCCUCGCCCCGGAUCACACACUUGCCCGUCGCAAACUGCUUGAUCACGCCCUUCUUGCCCGCCUCCAGCAUCCCCAGCUCGCCCUCGCGGAAAACCCGCUCCACGUCGAACUGGUUCCUGCGCCAGUCCAUCGUGUUGGCUAUCAUCGCCAAGGACUUGUCCACGUCCCACUUCCGCGCACGCACAAACCGCAGCAACAGGUUGUCCGGCGUGUCGUGGCGUAGAAAGUCCCAGAAAGCGUUGCGCGUCUCUGCGUCCAGCGGCCGGAACGCCUCAUGCACCCGGCCACCCAGAUCGUGGCUAAGGUGUGUGCUGAGCUCCUCCUCGGCCUUCUUGCUGCUAUGGCCGCGGCGAAACCGUCCAAAAAGACCCUUUUUCCGGUUCUUCUUGAUGCUCUCGCUCGACUUCACAGAGCUCAGCGUGUUGUGCCUGCUGCUCUUGGCCGUCUCGUCCCCCACCGUGUACCCGUUCGCCUGGAGAUAGUGCUUCCAGAUGAGCUUCAGAACCUGCGCCUGCUCGCUCGUCAACGUCUCUGCACGGCCUUCGGGAAUGCUCAUUUGGC
This is a messenger RNA of Ogataea polymorpha, 2667 nucleotides long. RefSeq lists its product as uncharacterized. Gene Ontology annotation, biological process: 'de novo' NAD+ biosynthetic process from L-tryptophan. Gene Ontology annotation, cellular component: cytoplasm. The coding region runs from base 12 to 1382 and encodes 456 amino acids. The record is from RefSeq and is a predicted model, not a curated record. NCBI's taxonomy places the organism in Eukaryota, Fungi, Ascomycota, Pichiomycetes, Pichiales, Pichiaceae. Gene Ontology annotation, molecular function: metal ion binding; heme binding; indoleamine 2,3-dioxygenase activity. The transcript has a single exon.